AUGGUCAAGUUUUCGCUCCUCGCAGCCAGCCUCGUGGCACCUAGCGUGCUCGCUGGUCCUCUGCCCGGCCCCCAGACCCAAACCGAAAACGCCCUCAACCCUCGCCAGGGAGGCUACUACUUCCAAAACUGGUCCGAGGGGGGCAGCAACAUCCGCUGCAACAACGGCAAUGGGGGCUCCUACACCGCCAACUGGAACAGCAAGGGCGGGUUUGUGUGCGGCAAGGGUUGGAGCUACGGCGGUAACCGCGCCAUCAAAUACACCGGCACGUACAACGCCACGGGGCCGGGCUACAUGGCCGUGUACGGGUGGACGCGCAACCCGCUGAUCGAGUACUACAUCAUCGAGGCGCACGCGGACCUGGCGCCCAACGAGCCGUGGACGUCCAAGGGCAACUUCAGCUCGGCCGAGGGCGACUACGAGAUCUUCACCAGCACGCGCGUCAACAAGCCCUCCAUCGAGGGCACCCGCACCUUCCAGCAGUACUGGUCGGUGCGGAAAGAGCAGCGCGUGGGCGGCACGGUGACCACCCAGAACCAUUUCAAUGAGUGGGCCAAGCUGGGCAUGCGGCUGGGGAAUCAUGAUUAUGUCAUUAUGGCUACCGAGGGGUAUACUGCGAAUGGGGGGCCGGGGAGCAGUGGCUCGGCGGCGAUCACGUUGCAGUGA
Chaetomium globosum CBS 148.51 is the source of this 666-nucleotide messenger RNA. RefSeq lists its product as uncharacterized. Gene Ontology annotation, biological process: xylan catabolic process. NCBI's taxonomy places the organism in Eukaryota, Fungi, Ascomycota, Sordariomycetes, Sordariales, Chaetomiaceae. The record is from RefSeq and is a predicted model, not a curated record. The transcript is spliced from 2 exons. The coding region runs from base 1 to 666 and encodes 221 amino acids. Gene Ontology annotation, molecular function: hydrolase activity, hydrolyzing O-glycosyl compounds.